Messenger RNA from Hansenula anomala, 1704 nucleotides. RefSeq names its product protein-lysine N-methyltransferase (gene EFM1). Gene Ontology annotation, biological process: peptidyl-lysine monomethylation. The transcript has a single exon. Bases 1 to 1704 code for a protein of 567 amino acids. Gene Ontology annotation, cellular component: nucleus. Gene Ontology annotation, molecular function: protein-lysine N-methyltransferase activity. Lineage: Eukaryota; Fungi; Ascomycota; Saccharomycetes; Phaffomycetales; Wickerhamomycetaceae. The record is from RefSeq and is a predicted model, not a curated record.
AUGUCUUUAGAUAAUGUGCUCAGUUGGGCCACUGAGAAUGGUGCUAUAAUUGACAAUGAUGUAACAUUUGAGAAAACUGAAAAAGGUAUAUCUGCGAUUUAUAAAGGUCAAGAUAAAUUUGAGAACAAUCAAGACUUGUUGAAAGUUCCAGAAUCUGUUACAAUUACCCCAUUACUUGCUGAAAAAGUGUUCGGUGGGAAUGCUGCUACAAAGAGGAAUAGAAAUCCAUUGACACAAUUAUUAUUGGCCAAACUAAGAUUUGAUAAAGAAGAAACUCAAACGGAUGAACUAAAUGUUUCCAAGUUUUUCAAGCCAUAUGUUGAUUCUUUACCCACUGGGAAGGAGAUUGGCUCACCUUUAUUUUGGGAUGAUGCUGAAAGAGCAUUGAUCAAAGGCACUGAUGCACAUCUUGCGAUAGAUCAUCAAACUUCAUCAUUAGUAGAAGAAUGGUAUCAAAUCAUUAAAUCAUUAGAUUCAAAAUACCACACAAAGGAUUAUGAACAGGAUAUAUCUUUCUAUCAAACAUAUGUAAAGGGGAAAAGUGAACAAUUUGUUUCAUAUUUUAAUAAUCCAAAUUCAUGGACAAGUUUCCCAGCAUAUUUAUGGGCAGCUGCUACAUUCACUUCAAGGGCAUUUCCCUUUCUACUUGCUGGUAAUGAAGAAUGUAAAGACAUGAAUGAAGCCUUUCUAGUCCCUAUUUUUGAUUUGUUAAAUCAUAGUAAUGAAGUUGAAGUUAAGUGGGAUUCAGCUAAGGACGGAAAUGAUAGAGUAUUUAGAUUCAAAACACAACAAGAGAUUAUCAAUGGUUCUGAAAUUUUUAAUAGUUAUGGACCAAAAACCAAUCAAGAAUUAUUAUUUGGUUAUGGGUUUGUUUUAGAUAAUAAUAAAGAAGAUUCUACAGUGUUAGCUUUAAGAAUCCCAGAGGAAAACAUUGAAGCUGCAAACAAGUUUGGAUUAAGCUUAACUAAUAAUGAAGUUGCCUACAAAAUCACCAAAAGUGCACCAUUAUCUGAAAAUCUAGUGAAGUUGUUUUGUUUUUUAGUGAAGAAUGAACAUGAGAAAACAGUUACAUUGAGAAAUAAAUUGGAAGGUUUACAACAAUUACAAAAAAUUGUUCAACAAAAGAUUGAUUUUUUGAAAAUUUUCAAAAAUGAAGGUAAUGUCAGCUCUCAUAUUGUUAAAAUUGCCAAAUCUUACAAGACAACUCAAAGACUACUAUACCAAGCAACAUUUGAAGAAAUCACCAAGACUGAAAAAUCGUUACUCAAACAUUUCAAACCAUUAUCUUUCAAAACCAUUUAUAAGAAUGACAAAACGUUUUCCAACAGUUUAUUACUAAUUUUUGGCAUUCAAGAUUAUGAACAGCUGGCUAAAUCUGAUGAAGUUGAUCGUGCCUUAUUACUGUGGAUCAUCAGAACUGGGAACAAGAAACAUUAUAAUGAAAAAUCAGUACUACCUGACUGGAUCAACGCUAAAUAUCAAUAUAUUUGCCAAAGAUUAAUUGUUAAACCUCAAGAUGUUGUUGAAUACAGAGAUAUUUUCAAAGCUUUAUUCCCAAGUAUAGCUACAAAGAUUCCUGAAGUUUACGGGAAAGGUGAUUGGGGAAUUAAAAGUUUUAUCACUGCAGGUAAAGUUAUUGAUGAAAUAAGUUUUACAAGAAGUGCAAAUAAUGAAAUUUUCUUGAUUGAAAAUGUUGACCUUUGA